Penicillium canariense is the source of this 3780-nucleotide messenger RNA. RefSeq lists its product as uncharacterized. The transcript has 3 exons. Bases 1 to 3780 code for a protein of 1259 amino acids. Gene Ontology annotation, molecular function: histidine phosphotransfer kinase activity; phosphorelay sensor kinase activity. Lineage: Eukaryota; Fungi; Ascomycota; Eurotiomycetes; Eurotiales; Aspergillaceae. Gene Ontology annotation, biological process: phosphorelay signal transduction system; protein autophosphorylation. The record is from RefSeq and is a predicted model, not a curated record.
AUGGUGGUUUCAAGGACGAAGCGGACUGUUGAGCAUAGCGCGGAUCGCAGAGUGAGAGAACUAUACCGUUACUAUCAGCCUGCGGGCCCAUCGGGCUUGAUUCCUUCCUGGCUGCCCACGGUUGAGAACUUACAUUCCUCUGUCUCUUCCGGGACCCCGAGCACACCAGUUACUGGCGACGGAUCGACAAACGGGAGCGGCAGUGUCUCCUCGCGUUCAUCCACUGCGGUAGGACCGGAGGCGCUGGUGCUCGGGGUGUCCAACAAUACCUUGACUUCAUUUGCCCAACUCGCUGCCCUACGCCUGAAUGUGGAGCGUGCCUUCAUCUGUGUGCUGGAUCGAGACCGGCAAUACAUUCUCGCCGACUCUACGAAAACCGAUAAUCUAAAUUCGAAGUCAGUGCACGAUCAGAAAGAUAAUCUUUCGGUUGGGUCGACCGCCAGUCGCAAAGCAUGGAGCUUGUGCCAGGAAACUUCUGCCUUGCCCGCCUCGGAUCGCGAAACCCCGCACUACGAGUACCUAUCUAUCAACGAUUUGUCUGAGAAUGAGCGGUAUAAGCGACUCCCAUUUGUGGAGAAUGAACCCCAUUUUCGAUUCUACGCGGGAACACCUCUGACGACCGAUAACAAUAUAAACCUGGGCUGUCUGUUUGUGUUAGACAAAAACCCCCGCGAUGGGUUGACCCCGAUAGAAAGAGACACACUGGGAUCUCUGUCAAUGUUGGUCAUGGAUUAUCUGAAAGUUUGCCGACAAGCGUCCGAAGGCCGCCGGGCUGCCCGACUUUCCCGAGGACUUAGCUGCUUCGUCGAGGGAAGCUCAAGCUUUGUGGACAGCAUCGUCCCAUCUCGUGCGGGUAGCUGUCCUCCGUAUUCCGUCACCCCGCCACCGACACACAAUCGCAUCAGCAUGUCGGGAGGCUCCCGUGAGAGUCAAAGUGUUGGCCAGGUUUCCCAAGAGGAAUCACAGGGCUCUCCGAAGGACAGAUCGCUGAGCAAUGAUGCACGGUCUAUGGACUCUGGCGUAUCUGGCGCCUCCGAUUCAAAAAACGACGUGGGAACGUCAGGCGCAGCAAGCUCUCUGCCUGAAUGGCUCACAAGCAGUAGCCGCAACCACCUACCUCCCGAUGACUCCCAUGGCAACUCAUGGUGCUUCCGCCGCGCGGCGAAUCUGCUCCGCGAGAGCCUUGACUUGAGCAAUGACGGGGGCGUCAUUUUCCUGGAAGCAACCAAUAGCCCCUACAUGGAUAAUGAUAGUGGAAGUGAUUGCUCUGGAAAUCAUGCAGGUGGCCCGGCUACAAUCCUUUCUAUGUCAACCUACGAUGAACCUUUUUCCCCUCGAGCUGGAUCUGUAACCACUUCUCCUGCUGCCAACCUAGACCGAUCUUUCCUCAACCUGCUCCUUCGACGAUAUCCCAGGGGAAAAUUAUGGUCUUUCCAUCGCGAUGGCUUGAUUUCGACGUCAGAUGAUGAUGAUCAAAAGCCUCGCGACAAAGGCUCGUCUGCCAGCGGCCGCUCUCCUCCCCGUGCUCCACCUGUCGAUGCUACGAGACCACUUGGCAAGAGAAGGAAAGCUGCAGAGAACUCAUUGCUGAAUCAAUACUUCCCUGGCGCCACACAGAUUAUGUUUGUGCCUCUGUGGAAUGCAGUAAGCUCGCAAUGGUUUGCGGGCUGUUUCUGCUACACUACUCUCGAAACCCAGGUGUUCUCUACGUCUGUCGAACUGAGCUCCGUUCUCGGGUUUGGCUCGUCUGUCAUGGCUGAAUAUAGCCGCGUGGAGUCCCUUAUUGCUGAUCGCCAAAAGGGAGAUUUUAUUGGCAGUAUCUCUCAUGAACUCCGAAGUCCACUCCACGGUAUAUUAGCCGCAGCCGAAUUUUUGAACGGCACCAACCUUAAUGAAUUUCAAGAUUCGCUGCUUGAAACGGUCAAUGCGUGUGGCAGAACACUCCUUGACACGAUGAAUCAGGUCCUUGAUUUCAGCAAGGUUGUUUCGCUGGAGCGGACCUGGCGCUCUUUGAAGCGGAACAAGGAAUCACCACUCGACUUUAAGGGAACCGACAAGCUGGCAUCCCACCUAGACUCCUACGUGGUCACAGAUCUUGCUAUUCUAGCUGAGGAGGUGAUCGAAGGUAUUUGUUUAGGUCAUACAUACGGCCAAAAUUCAUAUGCCUCUGCCGAUCUCCCAGUUCUACUCUCUCACAAUCAUACCAAACAUUUGGGCCCAAGCUCCAAUGUGGACGUGGUCAUCGAUGUUCAACACCGAGACUGGAUAUAUCGAACUCAGCCAGGCGCCUUGCGGCGGAUAAUCAUGAACGUUUUUGGAAACGCUAUGAAAUAUACCGACCAAGGCCGAGUCACAUUAAGUCUGGAGGCCGAGAGCCACUCCGAGGGCCGCACUCGCCGACAAGGCCUCGAAGACAUGGUCACAUUGACCGUUUCAGAUACCGGAAGAGGCAUAUCAGAGGAGUUUAUGCGUGGGAAACUUUACACUCCGUUUGCACAGGAGGAUUCACUUGCGGUCGGCACAGGGCUGGGCCUAUCAAUUGUGCGUAGCCUUGUCAAGGCUUUGAAUGGCAACAUUCGUAUUCACAGCCGUCCCGGGGAGGGUACUGUCGUCCGCGUGAGGUUGCCUUUGGCCAGACCCGUUGGGGAAGAAAGCCCACCAGUUGAACCACAUGCCCAUAACGUCCAACAGCGGGAUCUGUUAGCGCAGAAUCUGCUGCUACGCGAUGGGUACGCUGGGAAGCGGGCUGCCAUCUGGGGCGUUAAUCCGGAGAACGUAACCCAGAAUCAGACAUGGGGUGAGAUCGCAAGGUAUCUCACUGAGUGGUUUGGUAUAGAAGUUGUUGAAUGGCCUUCUCCCAUGCCAUUGGAUGUUUUGCUCGUUCAGGAAGCCGACUUGGAACAUUUACGAACUGCUGGGCUUUCGGCGACUCUCCCAUCCCUUCUGAUUCUAUGCAGCAAGUCGGUGGAUUACAGCAUGGCCCUGUCCGAGUGGCUGCCGCUCGCCUCCUCUGUGGACCUCAUCAGACGGCCAUGUGGACCCCACAAAUUGGCUAGGAGUGUCUUAAAGUCCUUCCAAAAUUGCGGCUCGGCAGUGGUCACACCUAUGUCCAUGUUCAAGGACCCAAGAGAUCUGCCUAUUCGGACCCCGCCCAUGACUUCUAUGGCCACGUCUCCUGUCACUUCUUCACACCUGAACCCCCUUGUUCCUACUUCCAGCCCGAAAGAGAUUGUCGGUACUGGCCGGAGGUCACUCGAGAAUCCUUCACCAGAACAAGCGCUCUCGAUCAUCUCCGGAUCACCAAAUACCAUCCUCGCGGCCCCUUUGCCCCCGCCAUUGGUCGACGGGGCCAUCGAAUCAAAGCGGCCGACGCGUAUUCUCGUCGUCGAUGACAACCGAAUCAACCUUAAUCUCAUGAUGACUUUCAUGAAGAAGCGCAAUUUGACUGAACUGGUGUCGGCGGAGAAUGGCAAAUUGGCUGUAGAGGCGGCCGAGCGGAUGCAAAGUGGUUUCGACAUCAUCUUCAUGGACAUGUCGAUGCCUGUCAUGAAUGGGUUUGAGGCUACUCGUGCUAUUCGCUCCCUAGAGCGAGACAGUGAGAGCCGUAGACCCGCUAUCAUAAUCGCUUUGACUGGGUUGAGUAGCUCACGGGACGAGUCUGAGGCGCUGGCUUCCGGUGUGGACCUAUUCUUAACCAAACCUGUCUCUUUCCGGGAAGUAUCGCGCUUGCUGGAUGAAUGGGAGAGGGAUGGACUCACAGGGGAACGGAAUACACCAUGA